AGCGUGUUGAUGGACGCUAUGGAGAAGAUCAGAUACUCGGGCAGCUGGGCGACGGUGCAGCACCUCUCCGUCAGGGGGCUCCUCCCUAGCACUGAGAACUAUAUGACCUAUGAGGGGUCGCUCACACAGCCCCCCUGCCACGAGACCGUCACCUGGGUCGUCGUUAAUAAGCCAAUUUACAUCACUAAACAACAGCUGCACGCCCUCAGGAAGCUGCACCAGGAGACCAAGAAGAUUCCGAAGGCUCGUAUGGUGAACAACUUCAGGCCAGUGCAGCAGAUGUAUCACCGACCUGUCAGGACCAACAUUGACUUUACCAACGGGAAGCAACUCAACUGUCCCUCUAUGGCCAGACAGAUGUAUUACACAG
This is a messenger RNA of Homarus americanus (American lobster), 370 nucleotides long. Its product is annotated as carbonic anhydrase-related protein 10-like. NCBI's taxonomy places the organism in Eukaryota, Metazoa, Arthropoda, Malacostraca, Decapoda, Nephropidae. The record is from RefSeq and is a predicted model, not a curated record. Gene Ontology annotation, molecular function: zinc ion binding; carbonate dehydratase activity. The transcript is spliced from 2 exons. The annotation marks the transcript as partial.